Metopolophium dirhodum (rose-grain aphid) is the source of this 2355-nucleotide messenger RNA. RefSeq names its product cationic amino acid transporter 2-like. The record is from RefSeq and is a predicted model, not a curated record. Gene Ontology annotation, cellular component: plasma membrane. Lineage: Eukaryota; Metazoa; Arthropoda; Insecta; Hemiptera; Aphididae. The transcript has 15 exons. The coding region runs from base 285 to 2069 and encodes 594 amino acids. Gene Ontology annotation, molecular function: amino acid transmembrane transporter activity. Gene Ontology annotation, biological process: amino acid transport; transmembrane transport.
GCUAACAAAUAACAAUACGAUUAAGUAUUUGAAGAUUAUUCUGUACUAUAGAGCGCUCUAAUCAUAAUGGUAUCAGUACAUUAAUUCCUAUACCUUCGAUCUUGAACGUUUAUUAUUGAACAUCAGCCUGCGUCGAUCGACCAACUGUGUAAAAGUAUAGGUUUAUUCAGGGUAUAGUUUUACCACCGACUUCGAUCGAAAGCCGUAUACAUGUCUCAUAUCGCACAUUGACUACGUUACAAGGAGUUCAUUUUGGACGGAUUCCACUUCGCACGUAAUUCAACAUGAGAAAAUCGUUGUCGAACCGCACGCUUUAUCAAACGUUGUGCAGGAAGAAAACGUUUACUGAGGAUGUCGAACCGGGAAAAGAUAAGUUGAAACGAGUGUUGAAUAUAUUCGACUUGACCGCUCUGGGAAUUGGUUCCACUUUAGGAUGUGGCGUAUAUGUGUUGGCCGGGACGGUGGCCAAAUCCAUCGCUGGACCAGCGGUCGUACUGUCUUUCAUCGUGGCGGCGAUCGUCUCAUCGUUUUCCGGAGUUUGUUACGCUGAAUUCGCUGGUCGUGUACCCAAAGCUGGAUCUGCAUAUAUUUACAGUUACGUGACCGUUGGAGAAUUUAUUGCGUUUUUUAUAGGUUGGACUUUGUACAUUGAACACACUAUUGGUACAGCUUCCGUCGCCAAGGCAAUGACUAAUUAUUUAGAUGCUUUACUCGGAGAUCCUCAAAAGAGAUAUUUUAAAAAACAUUUUCCAAUGCAUGUGGAUUUUUUGGGCGAAUAUCCAGAUUUUGCAUCGUUCUUUUUCGUCAUAUUUAUUGCGUUAAUUGUAGCUUGGGGUGUCAAGAAAUCUUCAACCCUCAAUAAAGCGUUUACUAUGUUGAACUUGUUAACAUUGGGUACAGUAGUCGUUAGUGGCUUUUUUCUAGGUAAACUGUCCAAUUGGUUUAUUCCAAAGAGUGAAAUUCCACCGGGAGUGGAUGGCGGUGACGGAGGAUUUUCACCAUUCGGUUGGAACGGAAUAAUCGCAGGUGCUGCUAGAUGCUUUUACGGGUUUAUUGGAUUCGAUUCCAUCGCUACUACAGGUGAAGAGACCAAAGAUCCGAAAAGAACCAUUCCUCUAGCGAUCAUAUUAUCGUUGUUCUUCGUCACGUUGGCAUAUUCUAGUGUAGCGUCGGUGUUAACUUUGAUGUGGCCAUAUUACGAUCAAGACCCGGACGCACCUCUGCCCGUCAUUUACGAGAACAUGGGAAUGCCAAUCAUCAAAUAUAUGGUUACCUGCGGCGCGGUAUUCGCUCUUAUGACGACCUUAUUAGGAUGUUUAUUUCCUAUACCGAGAAUCUUAUACGCCAUGUCCAGCGACGGUCUUUUGUUCAAGUGCUUAUCGACGGUCAAUGAAAAAACAAAGACUCCCGUUUUGGCGACAAUGAUUUGCGGAAUUGGCACUGGCUUGCUGUCGUCCAUGUUCAAUCUUGAACAACUCGUCGAGAUGACGUCUAUUGGCACACUCAUGUCGUAUCUGAUGGUUUGCGUCUGUAUUUUGAUACUCAGGUAUAAAAACAACAAUUCAGUCAGUCAGGACUUGGACAACUCAGAAGUUCAUAUAAUUUACAAGUGGUGGAAUGCAUCGAACACAGGACUGACCAACACAGAUUCCCAAUACGUGUCGAGAGUGCUUAUACUCACUUACACAUUUGCCGCGUUUGUGUUUUGCAUUUGUAUGACGAACGUUAACUAUUGCGAAGGGUCUUUGCAGUUAUCGUUGACUAUCGUAAUUGGGAUUUCAGUUGCAACCUUAUUGAUUUCCCUGUUUAUGUUAUGUAGACUUCCACAAGCCGUCGAAAAUCUGUCGUUUAGGGUACCUUUUGUUCCUCUAGUGCCAUGUUUGAGUAUAUUACUUAAUUUGUACUUAAUGAUGGAGCUGAAUAUCAAAACUUGGAUGAGAUUUGGUAUAGGGAUUGUAGUAGGAUUAUUGAUAUAUGCGUUCUACGGAGUUCACAAUAGUUUGGAAGGUUUUAAACAACAAGCAAUUAAAGACAAAGAACACAAACAAGAUUCAAAAAUCUCUAACUAAUUCGUUACACGCAAUACAUGCAAUAAAAUAUUUGCAUUUAUAAUAUUAUAAUAUAGCUGAUAAUUUCAUAUUCUUAUAGUAUUAUAAAAUACAACCAUUUACUGUAUUAUAUCUGAAAAUUGUGGUGCAUUUUUUAUUUUUAUGAAUUACUAUAAUUACGAAACUUUGUUAAAAUGUCGUGUGUAGGUAUAACUAUUAUUAUUUCCUGCCACGGCUAGUUUGUAAUACUUUAUUCCAUAAUUAUUUAAAUGUGCCUACCUAUUAUUAAAAUAAUUAUUUACCAAUA